This is a messenger RNA of Oryza sativa Japonica Group (Japanese rice), 1133 nucleotides long. The record is from RefSeq and is a predicted model, not a curated record. Lineage: Eukaryota; Viridiplantae; Streptophyta; Magnoliopsida; Poales; Poaceae.
UUUCUCCUCCUCGUCGUCCUCCUCCUCCUCGUCCUCGUCGUCGUCAUCUCCAACGCGAGCUCGACGAAGCCAAGGAGAGGAGGAGAGAGAGAGAGGGAGAGAGGGAGGAGUGAGACCGACGCGAAGGCCUCCGCCCCCCCGAAUCCGGCCACCGCCAUUCCGCUAGAUCGUUGGCGCCUCAGCUUCCCUUCCUCCCGCGGUUUCUUUUGUUGGAGGGAUUUCUCGAGGCAUGCAGAGCCAGAUCGUGUGCCAUGGGUGCAGGAACAUUCUGCUCUACCCGAGAGGGGCACCGAGCGUUUGCUGCGCGGUGUGCCAUGCCGUGUCCAGCACAGCACCGUCUCCAGGAAUGGAUAUAGCUCAUCUUAUAUGUGGUGGAUGCCGAACUUUAUUGAUGUAUACUCGCAAUGCGACAUCUGUUAGAUGUUCGUGCUGCGAUACAGUCAAUCUUGUCAGACCAGUGAGUAGUAUAGCUCACUUGAACUGUGGCCAGUGCCAGACAGUGUUGAUGUAUCCAUACGGAGCACCUUCUGUCAAGUGUGCUAUCUGCAAUUUUAUUACAAAUACUGGGAUGAAUACAAUGAGACAUUUGCCACCAAAUGGAACUUCAUAUACUGCCCCAUCAACCUCUGCUCCAACCACUCAAUCACAGAAUGUUACUGUUGUUGUUGAAAAUCCUAUGACGGUAGAUGCAAAGGGAAAGUUGGUGAGCAACGUUGUAGUUGGGGUUACAACUGGUGGUAAAAAGUAACAUAUUGGCACACAGUGCACCUUGUUUUAUGUUCCAUAUAUGGAGUUGGAAAUACUUUGUAUUAUACACAAAUGUUUGUGAUCAAUUGCUGGAAGGAACCCUGAAGAGCAUAGGGGCACUCGCAAUGUGCACAAUUACAAUCAAGCUAAAAAAACAAACUGCAGGUGUGAAUACUGAGAUACUGUAGUUUGUUACCCCUGAUUCUUUUGUAUGUAAUAUGAGAGCUCUGUUGGAUUUUAUUGUGUGAUCAAAUCAUCUCCAGAUGGCACUAGCUGCCUUCUCAAUGAAUAAUAACAGAUUGCGUUCAACAUAGCGCAUGUUUUGUAUACAACCUGAAUGAGCUGAUUUUGUAAAAUGCAUGGUUUUACUACUAUUUCUGGAACUA